CAGCAUCAUCCGGCAGGGACCCCCACGGGGGGGCUGGGGGCACCCGCCGCCCCCCACCACCCCCGCGGCGCGGUGAUGCCCGCGGCGCUGGACCACGGCGCUGGGCUCGGGGCCGGGAGGAGAACUGGGUCAGCUGGGUAACCAUGGAGAUGCUGAAGCAGCGCCGGCACAGCCCCGCUCUCCAGAAACCUUCAAGGAUUUCACCAGGCUGGCACCCUCCGUCUGCAGCGGGGCCGGGGGGCCGAGCGGGCUGCCUGGGGACGGCGGGGCGCCCGCUGCUGCUCCCCGACCUGCACCGGGCGCUGAUCCCACCACCCGGCAGAGCCGGCGAGCGAGCCAGCGUCCGACCAUGUUCAACGGGGAUGCGAGCUCCUCCGCCGCCAGGAAUGUCGUCCGCAGCUCCAGCAUCAGCGGCGAGAUGUACAGCCUCGAGAAGAGCGCGCGGGGCAGCGCCGACUCCGUCAGCAUCAUGGCCAGCAAGAAGCGGCGCUCCAGCCUGGGCGCCAAGAUGGUGGCGAUCGUGGGGCUGUCGCAGUGGAGCAAGAGCACGCUGCAGCUCAACCAGAGCGAGGGCGGCCCCAAAAAGCUGCGCAGCAACAUCCGGCGGAGCACCGAGACCGGCAUCGCGGUGGAGAUGAGGACCAGGGUCACCCGGCAAGGCAGCCGCGAGUCCACCGACGGCAGCACCAACAGCAACAGCUCCGACGGCACGUUCAUCUUCCCCACCACGCGGCUGGGCGCCGAGAGCCAGUUCAGUGACUUCCUCGACGGGCUGGGGCCGGGGCAGCUGGUGGGGCGGCAGACGCUGGCCACCCCCCCGAUGGGCGACGUCCACGUGGGCAUGGCCGACCGCAGCGGGCAGCUGGAGGUGGAGGUGAUCCAGGCGAGGGGACUCAUCCCGAAGAUGGGCUCCAAAUCCAUCCCUGCCACCUACGUGAAGGUCUACCUGCUGGAGAACGGCGUCUGCCUGGCCAAGAAGAAGACCAAGGUGGUGAAGAAGACCUGCGACCCGUCCUACCAGCAGGCCCUGCUCUUCGAGGAGAGCCCCCAGGGCAAAGUCCUGCAGGUGAUCGUGUGGGGUGACUACGGGCGCAUGGACCACAAGUGCUUCAUGGGGAUGGCGCAGAUCGUCUUGGAGGAGCUCGACCUCUCCAGCGCGGUGACGGGCUGGUACAAACUCUUCCCCACCUCCUCCCUGGCUGACUCCAGCAUCGGGCCCCUGGCGCGCCGCCUCUCCCAGUCGUCCCUGGAGAGCUCCACCAGCCCCUCCUGCCCGUAGCGGCAGCUUGGUACCAGAGGCCGGGCAGGGAAGGAGACAUCCUGACCUACCAAAACUGUCGGUGGAUGGCUGUAAAUAUCCCGUCCUCUUUUUCCCCCCCCCUUUUUUUUUUUUUUUAAAUCUCCUUCCCGACGCAAACCUGCUCUCGGCACGCUCCUCCCCGAGCAAGCGCCCCAGCGCGCAGGGAGCGGGGGCCGUGGGCAUCGAGGCGGGGGGCAGCGAAGGCCCUUGUGCCGCGGGAGGGGGGGGAGCCGCCGCAGCCCCCCGGGGAGGACGGGCACGACGCCGUGCUCCUCUCGGCCACAGCAGCCCGGUCCCGCUCAUCCAGCGCCACUGCAAGAAGUAGCAUGACGCCUCGACUUCUUUUCCUUCGAUUUUGUUUCCUUGCCUCCGAGGAAAAGGUAGCUUUUCAAGGAAAGAAACUCAGAAAAAAAAUCCAACUCAGCACUACUAUUUUUUUUGUUCUUCAAGGAAUGUAGCAUCUUCGAUUAUGUAGCUUGCCACGUGCUAACACCACACUCACUGCAAUAUCUGAGACUCGGCGCUGACGGAUACAUCUGCCAGACACUGCCCGUUUGUUCGUUUUCUGACACAAACCCUGCGAUGCUGAGCAAGCCGUUCCGGUGACCAUUUUUUUCUUUUCUUUUUUUUUCUUUAAAUUCUGGUAGCAUUCAGCCUGUGACAGUGACAUUGCCAAAGGGACAGAGCACGGACAAGGGUGCGCGCCACCCCCUCCAAGCAGGGGCUGGUCUUGUCCUUGUGUUUCACUGCUCACCGUCGUCUCGUGCGGCCACGGCGAGCCCCAAAACGUCACCUCUGCGCUGCCCGAGGUGAGCGCGAGAGCCCCGAGGGAGCAGGGAGGGGGUGACGCUGGCUGAGCCGCUGCCUUCCAGCCCCUGCCUUCCUCCGCCACCCUCCUCCUCCUCACGCCUCCAGGGGGGUGCUGGGGGGUCCCGGCUCCCGGGUACGCUACAGGGGAACAUCUCAACGGCGUCUUCUGCUGAUCUGGAAUUAGGGGGACUGAGAGGUUACGAACAAAGGACUCGAUGGUUUGAGUUUAUUUUCAGGAUGAAUGUUUUUUUUUUUUUUUCUUUGUAUGUUUUGUUUGUUUGUUUUUAAAGCAGCAUUUUGGUUCCCCCGAGGGACCAGUUCUUGUAGCAAAACCGAGAAUUACGGAAGCUUUUUUUGAAGGUGCCUAAUGAAAUUUGCUGAAACUACUCAGGGGAGACACCACUAGAAACUCUGGUUUCUUCGUAAGAUACACUUCACACAAUGACUGUCCUGAAGGAUCAGGUUCCAAAAGAGAGGGAAAAAAGCAGCAAACCACAACACACCAAAACACGAGCAGUCUUGAGACUGGAAGAGGACAAAAGGUUAAUGGGGAAUUUCUACUGUCCAGAUGGCUCUGGCCUUCAGUCUUUAACACAAACCAACCAACAGCACAGUUGGGAUUUUUUACAAUUAUUUGUUGGCAAAGCAGAGGAUUUCACAAUGCACAGAGCACAACAAGAACAACCUGCGGUUCUCCUGGCGAUGCUGGGACCGACGAACCAGCUCAAACCCGUUGCCACGAAGGAACAAAACCAAACCUGAAGGAAAAGACUGUUGCAACGAAGCUGUCCCCUCGCAGAACAGACCCCGGGGGGGGGGCAGCGAAACCCCACUGCCCAGCAGCUGCUUUACCCCGCACCCCGCUUUCAGCAUCGUCGUGUCAAGGAAUUCCAGCUGCUAUCGUGUAUGUCAGAUCUUUACCAAACCACAACCGCCGCGCACCUCCAAGAGCAUGCAGGAUGCUGCUGGCCGGGGGUGGCAAGGGGCUGCUUCGAGACCCCCCAAGGCCCCCCCAGCCAAACACCAAGCCCUCGCCUGGCACAGGGCUGCGGCACGAGCUGGGGAGGGUCCUGCGGUUUGAGGAGGCAAGCUCAGCGCCCUGCUCGCUGGAGCAGGCAUAAACAAGGGGUUUAAAAGAGGCCUUCCUCCUUGGAACUAACUCUGUUUGCUUUACCGGCUCAGUUUCAUCGUAAAAAAGGAGAAGCCUGCCUUUCAGCAGCGGGACAAUAACCACGAGCACAGGGACUGGGGACAGCAGCGUGGGCAAAGCCUAGAGCUCUGCAGGGAUUUUCCGCUCGCCAGUUUGGACACAUCGCUGGCUCUGUGGCUCUCCAGUGAGUUUUGGAGCCCUACUUCUCCCCCCCAGGCAGCACAGUGCUUUUAUUAAGAUCCAGAAGAGCAGCUGGGGGAGCACGGAGCCAACCGGGUGCGCACCCCCAGCAGGUGCUGAGGUCCAGCAAAGGCUCCCCUGGUUCUGCGCCAGCCCCAAAAACCAACCGCAGCUGGCACUCGGAGAACCCAGCACCCAGACGGAGCUCCUGAAAGGCGCAGCUGGGUGCUCCAGGGAGCAUGGAAAACCCAAAUAUUUGGGCUUACUUUUUAUCACUAAGGAAUUGAUAACGCGUUGGAGGAUAACGGUACAGCCAGGAUCAGAACAAACCGCUCCCCGAUCCUUUCUCGGUGGUGUAUUCCUGUCUGCUGCAAGGCGAGGGGCUCGUGGGGGCGAUUCCUGCUGCCCACCCAGGUGCAGCCACCGUGCCAGUGGCUUCAAGCGAUUGCCGUUACUCACCACACACUGAAACCCAUCGAAACCUUAACUUCACUCUCAGCACUGCGUACCUGGUCCCCGCAGGGAGCUGGUGCUUGCUUUUUGGGUCACGACCCACCUUUUGCUGGCAUGGAGAAGUGACAGAGGGAGAAGCAACCCAAGUGUUUACCCAUGUUUACAUUGCAGCGUCAGCUCCUCCUCAUUUCUGACUGCAUGAGCCGUGCAUCAGACGUUUCCCCCCCUCAAACGAGGGCAAAACAGCCAAGUUACCCCACUGCUUUCUACAUGGGGACACCAGAAAAACCACGAGCUCCUGGACUCAGGUUUUUUCCGGGGGGGAUGUUUCCUUGCAGAGGGCAUUUUUGUGUGCUAUCCGAUUUGCAAGAGGUUGCUGCACUAACCGGGUAUCGCACGUUAGAUUGUUUCAUCUCCUUCCUCCACCCUCCAUCAGGAAAGGAAAUUCAGGCCGUUCUACUUUGCAGAUAUUUUCCCCUAGAAAAAAAAGUUAUUAAUAUCAGACCAAGGAAGCCUUGCAGGCCAUUUUACACCCAGCACACGCACCAGUAAGUCAGCAGGCAGCAGCACCCACCUGAGACACAGAUGAUCUUACUAUAGCACAGCUGAUGGGGCAGCUUACCUGGUGUCAGAAUCAAGGCGCCCUAGUUCAGUAACAAGGGUGGAUUUUGCCAAAAUAGCCUUGAACUGAUACUUAACCCCUAAAUUCCUGUCAAAAAGCCAGUCGCAGCCACUCAGCAAAGCACAGAAAACACCACAGGAUUUCAUGCCUAAGCCUAAGCUAUCCCUGGAUUUUCUACGAGCCAGGGAUGGGCUUUAUUUGCCAAAAUUGAGCGACUGAACAUUUCCUAGGGCACCGGGCCAGGCUUCUGGGCACAGUCAGAAAUUAGCUCCUGUUUCAUCAGCUCCACAGCAUGUUGAAAGCACGGGGAGAGGAUGCUUGGACAUAGAGCUGUCCUGAAACCAAGUGAGAUACAGAACCAGUGAACUUGCCCGCAGUAACCAAACCCAUUAGGCGGCUUUGGAAAAUGCCACAGAGCAACAGAGAUGGUGGGAAGCAUUCCCUCCAUGGCCACCUUUCCCACCCCUUAAAACCUUUCCUGCAGAAAGGGUUAAAGCAUAGCACUGGGCUGCAAACAGGAGGCCAGAAACUCCUGCAGGAGCAGGGCCAGGACUGCCCCUGCUGAUAGGGAAUUAUUCCUGUUCAGCUCCUUACGAGACUGCUCUCAGCAGCGACACGCUUUACUCUAAGUCUCGUAUUUGUGUGCGUGAGGUUAACGUGUUUAAAAACCUUUGCUUGUUUCAGUCGGCUUGGAAAUACCUAGCAGCAGUGUACGAUAUAAGGGUCUUUACUGCUACAAGGCCAUUUAUAAGAACAGCCCUGGUGAUGUUUUUUCAGGUGAAAAGAGCCCACCUAUUUUUUUUCCAGUUGACUCAGACACUCCUUCCCAGAUUGAUGUGAAAUGCUUGGACGAUGCACAUCUGUAAACUUCCUUAAGGGUGUGUGUUUGGUUACUGAUUUGGAAAAUAACUGCAUUUUAAAGGUCAAGGAACAGUGCUCAGGCACCGUUCUUCUCGGUGGCUGAGUCCAAAGCCUGAAAGUGUUUUUCAUCAGACAUGGAAACAUAUUAAGAGCUCGCUCUGCUCUCCUUUAGGUUUUCAUGCCUCUAGACAGAUUUCUAAAAUUACCUUCUGUAAAAGCAAGGUUCGCAUCCCAUGACGUGCCAAAGGCAUGACGGCCCCUUCCACUGUUCCUUUAGUGAAGCUGUUUCAACUGGAAGUCUUCCUCCUACACCAUGUUCACAAGCAUAGGGAACACCCCCAUGGCUGGUUGUUAGAGGUGCAACCGUUACGUUCAGGAGCU
Cygnus olor (mute swan) is the source of this 5757-nucleotide messenger RNA. It is a transcript of the gene RIMS3, whose product is annotated as regulating synaptic membrane exocytosis 3. Gene Ontology annotation, biological process: regulation of synaptic plasticity; regulation of membrane potential; positive regulation of synaptic transmission. The record is from RefSeq and is a predicted model, not a curated record. Gene Ontology annotation, cellular component: cytoskeleton of presynaptic active zone; presynaptic membrane. The coding region runs from base 350 to 1279 and encodes 309 amino acids. Gene Ontology annotation, molecular function: small GTPase binding; transmembrane transporter binding. NCBI's taxonomy places the organism in Eukaryota, Metazoa, Chordata, Aves, Anseriformes, Anatidae. The transcript has 7 exons.